This is a messenger RNA of Naegleria lovaniensis, 1077 nucleotides long. RefSeq lists its product as uncharacterized. NCBI's taxonomy places the organism in Eukaryota, Heterolobosea, Eutetramitea, Acrasida, Naegleriidae. Bases 1 to 1077 code for a protein of 358 amino acids. The record is from RefSeq and is a predicted model, not a curated record. The transcript has a single exon.
AUGGAAGAAACAAUCGCUCACCUCGUCCAAGCCUCAAAUCCAACAGCCUCUCUGCGCCGAACCGAUGAGGAAGAUCAAUCUCAAGCCAUGCAUUGGGACUUUCGACAAUGGGAAGACAUGCGACAGCAAGCCAUCGAGAAGGACAAGAACGACGAUCAAGAACAACUUCAACAAUUCUCCAAGAUGCACAAACGAGAUUUAAUCGAAUUAUUCUUUGAGGAAAAACUCAAACAUCGAACACCCGUUCAAUUGCACAUGAUUUCAAGUCUUAAACAACGUGCUCCCUACAAGUCUCAAAAAAAGAGAGAGAAAUUUCAAAAAACAAUUUUUGGAUAUUGUCGAGAAUGUCAUGAAAAAGUGAAUGGAGGAUUGCAAGCCAUGAAGGAGCAUAUCUUGACGUGUGAAAAGUUGAAUGAUUUCAAAGAAGGAGAUGUUUGUGAAGAUGCAGUUUUGAGAUUUAAAAUUUAUCCUCGAUAUGGAGAUACUUGGAACAAGUACUGGUUAUUUGUGGAGGUACCAUUCACUAAUUAUUUAAAAGCUCUAGAUGGAAUACUUCGAGAUUAUUGGGUUGAAUGUUGUGAACACUCGUCAAGUUUUGAAAUUGAUAACUAUACGUAUUACAGUUGGGAUGAAAAUGAAGGUUUUUUUAGAUUGCAAAACAUUUUGGAAUUCGAUCAGAAAACAAUGUCCCUUCCAAUGUAUCGAGUCUUCAAACCUUCUGAUGUUGGAAAAUUAUUUUGUUACACCUACGAUCGAGGAAGCCCUACCGAGUUAGAAAUUGAAUUAAUUUCAAUUGUCAAAUGUCAUGACGAACGCAUUGCAGCGAGAGUAUUGGCACGAAAUAAUCCUCCAACAUUCAAGUGUAGAAGGUGCAAUAAGGACGCAGAAUAUGUGGAUGGAGAAGAAAUGAACUUUUAUUGUGACAAACAUGCCAAGGAAGAGGAUAAAGAUCUAGAGUGGUUGUUGCCAGUGGUGAAUUCUCCUCGAAUGGGAGUGUGUGGAUAUUGUGGAGAUGGAGAUAAUUAUGCUCCUCCCAGCAGUACUGAGAAGAAGAAAAAGAAGCACAAAAAGAAUUAA